AUGAAUCAACUGUCAUAUGUGUUAGUUACAAAGGAACUCAUCGAUUUCAUUGAAAAACAUAAAUAUUGUAUAAAUAAUCAGAUCAAAAUAUCUGAUGAUAAGAGAUAUAGAUUAAGAUUAUACUUGGAAAGACUGAGUCGUUUACCGGAACCAUCAAAACUUGGAGAACCUGAAGAAUGGUUCAAGCAACAGAAUGAUUUACAAUCAAACAAAAUUCUCCCAUAUGUAGCUACACAAUGUGACAGAAUUUUUUAUGGUUAUAUUGACCAAGUGAAAGCAUUUGAAUGGUUCAAAAAAGCUGCAGAAAAUGAUUAUGCUGAUGGUCAAUUCUGUCUUGGAAAAUGCUUUUAUGAAGGACUUGGAACUAAGAAAGAUAUUUUAAAUGCUAUCUACUGGUUUAACAAAGCAAAGGAAAACGGGAAUAAAUAUGCCAAUGAAUUAUUAGAAAAAAUAGUCAGUAAUAUGUAA
This is a messenger RNA of Diversispora eburnea, 468 nucleotides long. NCBI's taxonomy places the organism in Eukaryota, Fungi, Glomeromycota, Glomeromycetes, Diversisporales, Diversisporaceae. The record is from the annotation of a GenBank genome assembly.